CGAACAUAAUCAGCACGUGGUGGCGUUCUCAUGUUUUGUUUUGAUAUAGUUAUGUUGUUUAUGUUGAGUUCAUACUGAGUACGAGUUAUAUUCGUGCGAAAAAUGGAGUAUUGGAAUAAACGGGAUCUAGUUCCUCCUGUGUUGAUUACAUUUAAAUGUAAGACAAAAAAAAGUAAAGAAGACAUUCGAAGCCUUUCCACGCUUUUAUCCACCGCAUUACAGUACUUCGAAUCGCAGAAUUCAUUCGAGAAGGCAGCCGCAUAUGUGUCUCGUUUUUCGAUCCGAUGGCACAACCGAUUCUACAACAUGCACGGAUUUCGCCUGCUAAAACAACUGAAUCAAGCGUUGCUUCGCUUCCGCAGUGUAGACAUUGUUCGGAUUUUGACUGAUCUGGUCAGCAUGAUACCCGAUGGUAGUUAUUUGGAGAAAACUGUAGACUUGCCGACGAGGGCCAGUUUAGACUAUUUGCUAGUACGUCUUCAAGGACUGACAAAGCUCUUCUGCCGCAUUGUCGUACUGUCAAAGAAUGCGACCAAAUACUAUGUAAGGUUCAUCUCGAUGGGCUAUUUUUUCAAUAUUUCUUCGAUGUUUUUGUGCUUGUUGGCUGAAGUAUGGUACAAAUCCCGGGACAUUUGUAGAAAGAUAGUGGAAUUUUACGAUCAAUUGCUACCGCUGCGCUUGUUGCUGGCCGACGAUGGAAAGGACUGGCCUUCGAAGGGCGGUAUCCUGUUACCCGACAAUUUAGCGGCUUGGUUAGGCAGUGACUGGACCGAUGAGAUUGUGAUAAAAGAAGAUCAGUUGGAAAUAUUGAACCUGCGUCCCGAUACUGAUCUGUACAUGCUGUUAAACGGCGAGGAAGAAGAUCUUUCUAACAGUAAAAAAAUUGAUGCUCUCAUUGAUGCUAAAACCAUCGUGGCCAAAACGUCCGUAGUAUCACUUCCGAAGACACUUUUGAUGGAACAUAUCAAAUCUGAUGUUGGCGAAGUAGUUGCUCGACAACCGAAGCAUUCGAUGAACGAUCAAAUUGACCAGCGAUCGGCAGAUCGCCUGAGGUCAAAGUUUGACGUGAAAAAGUUCUUGGAACAGGAAAAGCAGAAACGCAAGCAAAAUCUGUCACAGGCGCUAACAGGUAAAGUGAACUCCGCUACAUUCAAUGCUUUUGCGGCCAGUAUGAUGAGAGAAAGUGGGAAGAUGUCCACCACCGACUACGUGAAGACUUUCAAAGAAGAGCUAGCGAUUCUUACUGGAGGAGAAAAGGUGCACUCGAAAAAAAGAAAACACAAAUAAAUCCAUAAACAAGCUUGAAA
This is a messenger RNA of Malaya genurostris, 1307 nucleotides long. RefSeq lists its product as uncharacterized. Gene Ontology annotation, biological process: positive regulation of Notch signaling pathway. The transcript has 2 exons. Gene Ontology annotation, cellular component: nucleus. The record is from RefSeq and is a predicted model, not a curated record. Bases 103 to 1287 code for a protein of 394 amino acids. Lineage: Eukaryota; Metazoa; Arthropoda; Insecta; Diptera; Culicidae.